This is a messenger RNA of Capra hircus (goat), 1995 nucleotides long. RefSeq names its product carbonyl reductase [NADPH] 1. Bases 1054 to 1887 code for a protein of 277 amino acids. Gene Ontology annotation, molecular function: carbonyl reductase (NADPH) activity. Lineage: Eukaryota; Metazoa; Chordata; Mammalia; Artiodactyla; Bovidae. The transcript is spliced from 3 exons. The record is from RefSeq and is a predicted model, not a curated record.
AAAAAAUAUCUCAACUUUUAGUUUGUGCUUUUUCUUUCAGUGGACAGGACACAGCACAGAAAUGAAAAUUAUAUCAUAGCCCCCUAAUUCCUCUAUUUUAAGCACUAACUGGUAAGGAAGAAAAUUAAUUUCCCACCACUGAACUAAUUUAUGAACCUUCUCAGUCUCCAUUUCCUCACUUUAAAAAUGUAAAUAAACAGAUGAAUCCUAAGGCGUUAUUUUGAGUGGGAGAAAGGGCUGCAACGCCCCUUUGCACCUGUACACUUCACGAACUGCAAACAAGUAACCUGACAACCUUGUGAAUAAACAGUGAUUUAGUGAACACUCCUCACCGAGAGGUGAAAAUCAGCCAAGGCUGUGCCAGUAGCUUUGCGUUCAUAUUUAGGGGAGAAACCAAAAAACACUUGAUCUCUACCAUUCUCAUCCAACUUAUUCCACAACUCGAGGUUCCCAAGACUUCAGUUACAGUGAUAUUUUUCAAACACCAGGAAAAAUAAAGUUAGUACAUAUGAUUCAUUUCUGCAAGCGCAACCGUGAACACGGGUGAACAGGAGGAAUUCUGAGUUCAGCUCAGUUCAGUCGCUCAGUCGUGUGCGACUCUUUGGGACUCCAUGGACUCCAGAACACCAGGCCUCCCUGUCCAUCACCAACUCCCAGAGUUUACUCCAAUACAUGCCCAUUGAGUCGGUGAUACCAUGCAACCAUGAGGAUGGGGUUCAGUUUUAACUGAGCGUUUAACGUUCUCUACGUUUAACGUAGAGAACACGACCAAUAAGAAUGAUUCUCUGCCUCCAGGCCUGAAAUCGCCAGCAGCAGCUUUUGAGGAGGGCUGUUCUUAAAACUCCGCAGAAGUCACCUCUCUACACACCCUACACCGCUGAGGGUCCGCAGGCAGCCGGGCCCCGAGGGGCGGAGCCUGAGUCUGCGCCUGCGCGCUAGCCCAGGCGCCCCAGGGUAAUUCAAGGCGGUGAUCGCUCCGCGCACUUCUUCUCGCGCAGACGCUGAGACGCGCCGCUCCCUGUUGAAGGCAACCCAAAGCCCUGCACACCGGCCAUGUCGUCCUCCACCCGCGUGGCGCUGGUCACCGGGGCCAACAAGGGCAUCGGCUUCGCCAUCGUGCGUGACCUGUGCCGGCAGUUCCAGGGGGACGUGGUGCUCACGGCGCGGGACGAGGCGCGGGGUCGGGCGGCCGUGCAGCAGCUGCAGGCGGAGGGCCUGAGCCCCCGUUUCCACCAGCUGGACAUCGAUGACCUGCAGAGCAUCCGCGCCCUGCGCGACUUCCUGCGCAAGGAGUACGGGGGCCUCGACGUGCUGGUCAACAACGCGGGCAUCGCCUUCAAGACUGCUGAUACCACACCAUUUCACAUUCAAGCAGAGGUGACUAUGAAAACAAACUUCUUUGGCACCAGAGAUGCGUGCACAGAGCUCCUGCCUCUGAUAAAACCGCAAGGCAGAGUGGUGAAUGUAUCCAGCUUUGUCAGUGUCAACUCUCUAAAGAAAUGCAGCCCUGAACUGCAGCAGAAGUUUCGAAGUGAGACCAUCACGGAGGAGGAGCUGGUGGGGCUCAUGAACAAGUUUGUGGAAGACACAAAGAACGGGGUGCACAGGAAGGAGGGCUGGCCCGAUACCGCAUAUGGAGUGUCGAAAAUCGGAGUCACGGUCCUGUCCAGAAUCCACGCCAGGAAACUGAGUGAGCAGAGAGGAGGGGACAAGAUCCUCCUGAAUGCCUGCUGCCCAGGGUGGGUGAGAACCGACAUGGCAGGACCCAAAGCCCCCAAAAGCCCAGAAGAAGGAGCAGAGACCCCUGUGUACUUGGCCCUUCUGCCCUCGGAUGCCGAGGGGCCUCAUGGAGAGUUUGUUUCCGAGAAAAAAGUUGUGCAGUGGUGAGCUCACUCACAGCUCCACCCAUGGGUCUCUUUAUAUUGCUAUCCCAGAUUCACCAAACAUACACUGACAAAAUUAUCCCUAUGCAGAAAAAAAGAAAAAGGAAUCAAA